Messenger RNA from Polyodon spathula (Mississippi paddlefish), 5570 nucleotides. Its product is annotated as guanine nucleotide-binding protein G(I)/G(S)/G(O) subunit gamma-13-like. Gene Ontology annotation, cellular component: heterotrimeric G-protein complex. Bases 5113 to 5316 code for a protein of 67 amino acids. Gene Ontology annotation, biological process: sensory perception of taste; phospholipase C-activating G protein-coupled receptor signaling pathway. NCBI's taxonomy places the organism in Eukaryota, Metazoa, Chordata, Actinopteri, Acipenseriformes, Polyodontidae. Gene Ontology annotation, molecular function: G-protein beta-subunit binding. The transcript is spliced from 3 exons. The record is from RefSeq and is a predicted model, not a curated record.
UUUAGGGUUUUUUGUGCACUCAGUAAUGCACAAGGCUUUGAGGUACAGUGUGAUUGCAAUUAAUGUUCUCUUACAUUGUGGAACAUUGCUUGAAUGCACACACACAUUUUAGUCUCCAUUAGCUGGUCUUAAGACCAAAAAGACCUUAAGAAUUCUGAGUGUGGUUAAAGAAAGGCUGAUCUUCCAAAACUAACCUCAAUUCUGUAUUCACAGAGUUGUGGCAUCCAUUAAUCACGACUGCUGAUUCCACUCAAUGUCAAAAAGCAAGUGCUGUCUGGGUUUAAAACCAAUUUCUGAGCUGUGUUCAUUCUUUAAAUAUCUAUUAACUGCUGCCUAUUGCCUUAAGGCAAGGCUUUUUAUGCACAAAUAUAUGAAUGUUUUACACUAAUCCAUUAACUAUAUCUCCAUGCCUUCAAGCAGAUUGUUUUUAAAGGAUAACAACCACUCGACUGUACUUAAUAGCAUUGUAUAUUGCAUAGCAUCCAUUUUAAAGCAUUUACAGAAUGACCCAGUAAUGCGGUCCAAAAUCUGCUUUAGCAGCCAAUGUUCUUAUAUACAUAAAGCACACGGGGGCAGGGGCCUGAUCACUCCUAUCAUAGUGCUAUCCCCCCACUGACCCUGUGAAGGACUUAGGGUUUUCAUUACAUCAACCAGUACCUGAGCAUUUUUAGUUAUGCAAAAACCGGUCACUAGAUUUACCAGAAGACUAAUUACUCAUCACAAUAUUUAACAAGCUUAUUUAUUUUAAAGGAUUUAAGACUUUUUCCAUGUCUCCUAAUUUGCAUGAGUUGCUUUUGUUUUACAUAAAGCCUUGACCACCUGAUUACAACUAAAAAGGUCACUGUGGUUAAACAAGGGUUAUAGGUAUAUAUUAAUUGGAUUUGGUGUCUGCAUAUCCCUCCAAUAACAGUCCAGAUUUAGACGAUAUUAUAAUUGUCUAGUUUGCUAUAAAUGAGGGGUUUUAUUAGCAGUCUCAAUAUUUUAUAACUUCAUGACCCUCACUUUGCUUUAUAUUUUAUGCCGUAAUGUUAAUUGGGUAUGACCCUGGGGAAAAUCACAUAAGGAUUUAAGAUCCACCCCCACUAAAAAAAUUAAGUAGACACCCAACCUUUUUAAUAUAAAUUAUUAGUUGUGGAUUGUCAUCACAGCACCUUACUGGAACCUAAAUUAAGGGUUUAAUUUAAGGGAGCUUCUCCAAUCUGCUCUUAAUACUAAAAUGUGUACUUUUUUUUUUUUUUUUUAAGUUUUCUUGGUGUAACAAAAUGGAAUGCUGCUUACAAGUUUCUGUCAAUGUCCAAAAAAAAAAAAAUCGACCCAUGGCCACUUAAACCAGCCUGGACUAUUGAUGCUCAUUAAAGUUCAGCAAUGCGGUGAAGAAUUUCAACGCAUAUACCUUUCCUGUCAUGUGGAUGGAUACAAUAUUUUCAUUUUAUUGAUCUGUUGCUUUUCCCCAUUGCAUCCACUGAAAUAUUUAAACCUUUUAGAUUGAAAGCUUUGUUUGAAAUUACAGCCUUACUGUAUUUCUAAAAACCUAUAAAAAGUAUUGAAAUCUUGUGCACUGUGCUUGCUGGAAAGGAAAGUUACGCUGUUGUGAUUUCUUGGAGUCGAGGAGUCCUCCCACAGCAGUCGGUUUUUACAGCAGGUAAAGUGAUAUGUUUGCAGUUUGAGCUGCAUAGCCGGGGGUACGUAUUGUUAUAUCGAGCAGUAAAUCAGAUGGGCCUCUAGCUCCCCUGUUUCCAUAGCCAUGUUAUACAAACGCAACAUUUCCAUGCUGUUCAAAACUAAUAAGUCUGAAACGUGGAAAAUGAUUUGGGGUUCGCCUUUAUAAUAGUAUCAGGGUAUAUAGCAUUAAAGCGCCUCUGCAGACAGCAUGGUACCGUAGAAGCAUCUUAUUUAACCAUAGUAUGUAAUGCAAUUCAAAAAUAAAAAAUGUAUUCAGAAAGAAAUUCAACCAAGCGACAAUUGGGGGGGGGGGGGGUAGGUAAUCAAAUUAUCUUAUCCGUGUCACAUCUUAAUACUGUCAUUUCUUUGGCACAGCCAGGCACGCUACCGUGAGAGGUUCCCUUCAUAGCUUUUUGUAACGGGGUGGUACACACAACUGAGGUCUCAGGAAGGGAGCCUAUAUCGCCAGAGAAAUAUAAAUAGGGAUCUCCCAAAUGAAAUGUGUCCAAUUUUAUAGACUGAAAACAGGCCAGCAGAUGUGCCCCUGUUUUGGCAAAAUUAGCAGAUGGCCUUUAAUCAUUAUUAUUGACAAAACGCACGGGAAUUGCGAUUCCCUUUGUAUAAAAAGGCCACCGGUAGAGAUAAAUCCCCUCUCGCAAUUUGCUAUCUCUGGAAAAUAAGUGUUCUGUACAGCACUUGAACUAGACACAAUAAUGUGUCCUUACUUAAACUAGUUCUGGAGGUACCACUUUGUGGGGUUAAUGACAGAGGUUACUGGUGUACUUGAACUUGAAAUGUAAGCUAAGGGCAUUGCCAGGCCAACCUUGUUUUCACCAUUGUGUCCAACGCAAAAAAAAAAAAAAAAAAAAAAAACCUCUCUAAAACACAAUUACAAAUUCCUACAUGCAGUUAGUUAACUGGGAUAGAACUGAAAAAAUUAAACAUAUAUUUAUACAGAACAGCCUACAAUAGCCUAGAGACAAUAUAAUGCAAAGGUGACACGAAGGUAGUGUGGCAUUACGAACUGCACCUAGCUUCACUAUGAAAGCUGUCUUCCAAAUGUUGCUGAUCGUGGACGUGCUAAUAAGAACCGACAUAAUGGUGCGCCUCCAGACAGCACAGGCGGCAUAUCACUCAAGUCAUAGACAGUGAUUAACUUGGUUUUGUUUUUGUUUUUUUUUCCGCACAUAUUAGCACUGGGACACACUUUCUGGGUAUUCGUGAGGAAAACUCAAAUGUGAUUAAAUUGUAGGACUGUGAUUUACAGCACUAACCCUUCAAUUGUAGGGGCUUAGCUUUGGGUUUUUGAAUGAAGGGUGGGGUCACACAUUAAAUGAGCUUGGUGGCCUUUGCAAAAUGAAACGUGCAAAUACAAAUGUAAAGAGGAUCAGUAUGACUGGAGAGUGAAACUUCCAGGUCUCAUCCAUAAUGAACUGCCAGAAGAUAUAUGUGUGUGUGUGUGCGUGCGUAUAGCAGGCUACCUGGCUAGUCUCCUCCCUCCAGAAUAAUCUAAAACAAUACAUCCAUCUUUAGUUAGAAUAAACUAAAAUAUCGUUUGUGUUUUAAUGACACCCAUUUACUAACAAAAUAAAAUUAUCCUAAAUCGUGAAAUACGUACUGCAUGAUGAGGAGGCCCCCUCAUGAGAGGAUGCACAGAAGCUGCUGCAGUUGAACUGGACAGUUGUUCACUCUGGGCUAUUGAGAACAUUUCUAUUGUUCCAAAAAUAGGAUCUGGGCUUAGCAAAGCACGGGCUAGUUGAUGACUAUACUAACCGUGGAGUUUAUAGUGAAAUUAAAAGGACACUGUUCCACACUAUACUUCCCGUGGAAGUUGUACCCUCCAAAAACCCAUUCUUAGGUAUUCAAAUACAAUAAGUAAUACGUUUCUUUGGGGUUCCCCCCAGCGUGUCACCUUGCUUCCUGUGAGUCAGUCAAGUCCAGUCGCCCAAAAGUUUUGGCUGUUAAUGUUCUGAAAUGCUUUCUUUUAGUUUUAUUCGCCGUUUCCAUAGAGACUCUCAGUUUGGGCCAGCCACCCGAGAUACACAAUUGGAGAUCUUUAGGUAUGGGAAUGUUAAAUACAAGGGGGAAUUGUGUAGCAAAUUGCUUUCCAAAAUGCAGAAAUGCUGUAAGCGUACAAUGCUGAUGAAGAGUGCUGUUGAAAUUGAGAAGGCACUCCCCAGCGAUUGUGUGCAUCCCGCAUUGUGCUGCAGCGACAGGCUGUCAGAGGGGGCUGUUUCCAGAGAUCAGUUGGAAUAUAGGUUAAGCUUGGAGAAUGAACAUAAUCCGUAUUGACUUUUCGAUUUAUAUACACGUUUGUAUAUGAAGUAUUUUAGGAACCAGAUACUCAUUGAUAUUACAGCUUUGUCUCCCAAUGCUUGUUAAGUAUUAGGAGACAGCGCUCUUUCCAAUACAAUUACUUACAUGAGAAACCAAAGUCUCUAAUAAAUAAAUGAAUGUGUCCUAAUGAGAAUUCGUGCCGAUUUUAAAACAGAGUAGAGUGGGGACGCAAUGCAAUGAAUCGUAGUUUAAAUGUCAAGUUACACAUUAAACACAUCCAUAUAUGUCUGUAUACAAACACAAUCAAGUAUAAAAAAAAACAGUUGACACAAACUGAAGUACAUAAAAAGGGCUAAAUUCCAUCCUUAAAACAGUACAAUACAAUAAAACCGUAUUUUGACUAUCGUCAUGUAUUAUAUUGAACAACCGAAUGAGAUGAUCCAAAAUGAUCUUUUGAUAAGCAUCUGUUCUGGUAUUGGCAGUCUACUGAGGACAAUAUCUGAGGGAUGCAGUUAAAGGGACAGCUCUCUUUCUUCACCUGUGGGGGAGGGAGAAGAAGGGAGGUAUCUAUGGCACCAGUAUUGUCACAAACAGGCAGCCACCUCCCACGAAAAGUAACCGUUCUAAUCGCGCUCUCUCUAUUAUCCGUUUUGUUACACGCCUUUUCGCCGGCUCUGCAGGUAGAGAAAAAGGGCCAUUCAAAGAGAUCAGAUAGUUAGGUUAAAGAGAGCAUCUCUCGUUUACAUCUCCCCCGCCCCCUCGCUGGAGCACACUACAAUCGAGAGAGAGAGAGAGAGAGAGAGAGAGAGAGAGAGAGUUAUCAUCCCUCCCUACUACGACUACUACCACGGCGGCCACUGUUGCUGCAUAGUUCAUCUGGAGUGACCCUGCAUUAGAUUAUAUCGAGGAUUUGAGAUUUUUUUCUUGCUUUAAAAAAAAAAAAAAAAAAAAGAGAGAGAGAGAGAGAUAAGUGUCAUUGGAUAUAAUUCUGGGCAAAAACCGAGCCGCUGCUAAUAUUGCAACUGGGGCAAUUUGAUGCUUUCAAGAUUCAUUUGAAAGAAAACAAAGCAAGAAUACAGAGCUUUCAAAAAACGGAUAGUACAAGAACCCACCGCUUAAUCCAGAUAAGUUUUUCUCUGCUGCAGCAAGGAACUCCCUCUAGAUCCCACAGUCAUGGAUGAAAUGGACCUUCCUCAGAUGAAGAAAGAGGUGGAAAGCCUCAAAUACCAGCUAGCCUUCAAGAGGGAGAAGUCCUCCAAGACCGUGCCAGACCUGGUGAAGUGGAUUGAGGAGGGAGUUCCUGAUGACCCCUUCCUUAACCCGGAGCUCAUGAAGGCCAACCCGUGGGUGGAAAAGGGGAAGUGUACCAUUCUUUAACAGCAGAGCAAGUGUGCACACCAAGCACAGUCCAAACAUAAGCACUGUACAGCACAACCAAGACUGCUAAACACGAUCUCUACCUAGCUACUCACAGUGAAUGUAAAAUAGUUGAUUAAAAGAAAAACACAUCAUGUCGAAACCAUAAUCAUUGCAAAAGUUAAAAUGUUCUUGAUGCCAUUUUGUUGUUUUGUAAGCUAUGAAAUGUUUGUGUUUUUUUCACCCAUAUAAAAAGUUAGUCUGCAUGUUUUGUU